Molecule: messenger RNA, 936 nt
Organism: Melanotaenia boesemani (Boeseman's rainbowfish)
Lineage: Eukaryota; Metazoa; Chordata; Actinopteri; Atheriniformes; Melanotaeniidae
Gene: glo1
Product: glyoxalase 1
Exons: 6
Coding region: 99-641 (180 amino acids)
Molecular function (GO): lactoylglutathione lyase activity; metal ion binding
Source: RefSeq, a predicted model, not a curated record
AGAAAUCUUCCCCUUCCUUUCCUGUAAAUUUAGCUGUCCAGCGAAGCUGCGGUCUGACUGUCUAAAGUCUUUCUUAAUUAUUAUUUUAUUUUACAACAAUGAGCGACAAAGGUCUGUCGGACGAAGCAGUGGCAGCAGCUUGUAAAGAUGGAUAUCCUAUAACAAAGGAUUUCAUGAUGCAGCAAACUAUGCUGAGAGUGAAAGAUCCGGUUAAAUCCCUGGAUUUCUACACCAGAAUCCUCGGCAUGAUGCUCCUGCAAAAGUUUGACUUUCCCUCCAUGCGUUUCUCUCUCUUCUUCUUGGGCUACGAGGACAAGAAAGAGAUUCCUGCAGAUGUGAAGGAGAAGACAGCCUGGACCUUUUCCAGGAGGGCCACCAUCGAGCUGACACAUAACUGGGGUUCAGAGUCUGAAGAGAGUCUGACUUAUCACAAUGGAAACUCUGAUCCGCGUGGCUUUGGACACAUUGGAAUUGCUGUCCCUGACGUCCAUGCUGCCUGCAAAAUGUUUGAAGAGCAAGGAGUCACGUUUGUUAAGAAACCAGAUGAUGGUAAAAUGAAAGGCUUGGCCUUCAUCCAGGACCCGGAUGGUUAUUGGAUUGAGAUCCUGAGUCCGAACAAUAUGGUGUCCAUCACCUCUUAAAAAACAAACAUCCUACUUGCUGUUUCAUAAGGCCAGACCUGUUGUGGCUUCAUUGCACUGCACAAACGAACUGAUGUGCUGGAGAGCUGAGGGCAAAUGGAGCAAGAUCUGUGUGAUCUGUGUUACAGGUGCUGGACUAGGGUUGAACAGUUGAUGAGCAAAUAGAUUAAUGAGUUACAGCUGUUUAACUACUUUGUAUAGUUUUCGCAUUUGUCAGCCAUCCUCACGUUUUGUAUUAAAAAGUGAUGUUGAAAAAAGUGCUAUUACUGUGUAAUAAAUGUUAAAGCCACAGUUC